Messenger RNA from Linum tenue, 1317 nucleotides. The record is from the annotation of a GenBank genome assembly. NCBI's taxonomy places the organism in Eukaryota, Viridiplantae, Streptophyta, Magnoliopsida, Malpighiales, Linaceae.
CGCCUCGCCUCGCCUGUCUUCUUCUUUCCUUCUUCGGUCUUGGGUCUUCCUCAAUCCUCCGUCGCCGGCGGUUUAAUAUUCCCGUCCUCAAAGUUGACAUUCUGGUUAUAUGCGGAGACGCCUCUAUUCCUCUAAGCUUGGGAGCUACGCGUACUGAUUCUGUGAUUCAUUUCCGGGCAGCAAGCUUUUCUUUCUACGUGGCGUAAAGUUUGAAACUCGAAGCCGAUCUGGUCGUGAUCCAUUGGAUGUAUAUACGUGGAUUGAUUUUCUGGUGUUUGCUGGUUCUCCAUCUCCCACCCAGAGUUUCAGCCAUAAGGAAAAACAUUGGCUUCCUGGGAAAUCAGCUUUGUAGAACUACUGUUCAAGGAAGGUAUCUACUUUCAGACGAGAAUGGCCGUGUAUGUGAUGCUCUAUCGCUUGAUCCCCAAUCCCGAUGUUGCCCCAUGAAAGGAGAGAGGUUCCCCUGUAAAGGGUGCAAUCUUCUCUCGCAAUGUUGCAAUUCCUAUGAAUAUUGCGUUUCUUGCUGCCUGAAUCCUUCCACAACACUUGUUGAUGAAGUAACGAAGGUGAAGAUGGCCAAGACUGCAACUUCGGGGACUUACCCGAGCGUGUUCGAUUUCUGUUCAGGGAGGUGCCGCCAUAACUCUGGCAGCGUGGUUCAUGAGAAUGCUUAUAUCAGCGAGUUCCACCAUUGCUUCUCUCUGCCUUCGAAUCAAUCUGUGGAUGAUCACACGCAGCUAGAAGCACGGCUGAUUGGGGUUAAUGUGGUGAUUGGCGGGCAAGGCGAGUCGUGUGAUUUGGUCUGCAAGUCGCAAGGGCAGUCGUGUAUUGUCAACAAGCUUCUGGUGCUCAAUCAGUGUGAGAUUAUGAAGAAGUAUAUGAGUUGUAAAGGAGGGUGUCUGGCUAGUGUCGGAAGUGAUCAGCCUGCUGAAGUUGUUGAUGAUGCUCCAAAAGAUCUGAAUCCCGGGACUUGCUUGUACACGAAGCCACAGUCGAUGCUCUCGUGUGACGGUUCUCAUCCUCAUACCCAGAGACUCUGCCCCUGUGCCUAGUGGUAACACAAACUAGUGAGUUAGCUGAUCUGAAUUCAUCACUGUACUGCUGUAUCAUUGAGAAAUUUUUGUAACAAUGACGGAGUUGAGAAUGAGUGAAUGACCCUGUAAAUUGUAAGGGUCUCUUACUUGAGCCUGCAGAUGGUUAGUUGCUCUUCCGCUUCUUUGCUUGUUUAUGCUUAUAGGUUGCUUGCUUCAAUGAAUGAAUACUACCUCAAUUUUUGGGGAUCCUUUUUGCUGUAUUCGUUACAAUGCAAAGUAGCAG